AUGGAGCGCGCCCCGCGUGCGCCGACGUCCGCCCCGAACUGGGGGCAGGAGGCGCUCGCGGUGUGGAGUGGGCGGAGGGCGCGAGGGCAGUGCUACGGCGGCCGCGAGGGACGGCUACGGCUCCCGCGCGGUGCCAAACGCCGCCGGGCGCGGGAGCCCUGGCCCUUCGGGGCGGGUGGGGACGCGUGAGCCGCCCGGCCCGCAGCCACCGUGCGUGGGCACCAUGCGGCCGCCCUGCUCCGGGAGCCCCGAGGGACCGCGGGGCCCGCAGGCCGGGACGCCGGCGCGGAGAGGGCACCCGCUGUUUCCAUCCACAGAUGUAGGCAGCCUCAAAGGGCAAUUACCACGUAACCUGGAGCCCCUGCUGCUUCUCUUAUCCUCGAGGCCGGUCUGCACGCCCUCAUCCUGCGGACACACCAGCAGGCGGUUGCCGUCACCUGCCAGGCAUGGCCCACGCCUCCCCCACCGCGGGCUCGCAGGCCUAGGUGCCCAUGACGCUGACCACCGCCUGGACGCUGCGUCUGCCGCCAGCUAGCGCCGAGGCCCCGAUGCCGGUCAUGCCCAUCCCCCGGCGGGUGCGCUCCUUCCACGGCCCGCACACCACCUGCCUGCACGCGGCCUCCGGGCCCCUCCGCACCUCCCGCCUGGCGCGCACCAAGUACAACAACUUCGACGUGUACGUGCGCGCGCGCUGGCUCUACGGCUUCAUCCGCUUCCUGCUCUACUUCAGCUGCAGCCUCUUCACGGCCGCGCUGUGGGGCGCGCUGGCCGCGCUGUUCUGCCUGCAGUACCUGGGCGUGCGCGUCCUGCUGCGCUUCCAGCUCAAGCUGUCGGUGCUGCUGCUGCUGCUGGGCCGCCGCCGCGUGGACUUCCGCCUGCUCAACGAGCUGCUGGUCUACGGCAUCCACGUGACCCUGCUGCUGGUGGGCGGCCUGGGCUGGUGCUUCAUGGUCUUCGUGGAUAUGUGAGCGCCUGCGGCCUGGGCCGGCUCGGUUACUGUGACCAGUGGGGCCGAUGCCUGCGCCGGCCGCUUCUUGACGGGGUAGGUCAGGGCCUUGUCUUUCACGCUACGUCCAGUAGCUGGGUCUCUGCCCAGGAGAGGAAUGGGCUGUGACUUCUGUGCACGGACGCUGCGCCCUCCCGUCCGCUACCCUCCUGUGUGUUCAUUCAGGGGCACUCACCCGUGGCCACCCUCGUGGUUCCAGCCCCCACUUUUCCAGGCCGUGCUUGGGGGCAGUUACCAUCAGUCUGUACUUGGAGAGCCUCUGUGUCCCCGUCCACUCCCCAGGACACUGGCGUCCCCGGAGGUGUAGGGGUGUGCUGCCCAGGAGCCAAUCUGUCAGGGUCUUCCCGGCCGUAAGGAAGCAUCAGGCUCCAUUCACCACACUGCCACAGGGCCGCCCCUACGGCACCCUGAGAGGUGGCCGUGUUCAGUGGCCACCGUGGGGUCUUGGCCAGCCUUCCGGGUCACCUUGUUUGUGCAGGCGCAGUCCAGCAGGGAGUCAGAGCCCCAGCAGCUGGGAGACGGGUCUGGCCCAGGGCAGAUCCGUCUUCUUCCUGGGCGGGUCGGGGAGUGUCACGUGGAUUUCUGGGGAGGCGCCUCAAUCCCUCUCUGGCUCUGGGGGCUGCUUUUGGUCAGAACACAGAAAUGGGACGUGCGUCUGGAGCAGAUGUCGGAGGUCUCGGGCGGCGCGCUGCGUGUGCACCUGUGUGUGAGGCACCACUUGGAGUCAGGGUGGCCCAGGGCUGGAUCUCUGGGUGAGGGGCGAGGCCGCCCUUUGCUCCUGCCCCGGGGCAGUUAGAGCAGCUGGGAGCAGAAAGCAAACAGGAAUGUCGGCAGGGACUGUGGCCAGGAGGGAGCACCCCUGGGGGUCCUGGGGGACGUGUUUAGGUCACAGAGAGCGCACUCCAGAGCCAGCUUCUGUCCACCUUCCUCUGGCCUUCUGCAGUGAUGGACAGGGUGGCCGUGUCGCUCAGUGGCCACCGUGGGCCUCCUUGGCCAGUGGGCGGGCACUCUGAAUAAUUCUGCUGGGACAACAGGCAGGGAUGGGAGACAGGGCAUGGGGCCGAUGCUGCUUCACCCCAAGUUGCCCCCUUAUCUCCCUUGUAGUGGCCCCUGGGGAAUUGUCAGGACAGUUAGGUGCCACUGGAAGGAACCCCAAAUCAGGUAGAGAAAGCAAAAAGCACUUGGCUGUAACCGUGCCCCUCAGUUUGCGGCCAGCUCUGCUGGACGGUGGUCAGCCUGAGGCCAGUGGGGGCUCCCGGAGGAAGGAGCUGAGGAGCUGACCCUCGGGGACCCCUCAGCGCUGCAGAGCAUCUUUUGCACUGAGUCAUGCUGUUUCCUACAAGCUUUGUUUUGUGUUAAUUAACUCUCGCUGCUCGGAUCCUUCGAAGUCCCCUGACUGAGGCAGGCGUGUGCACACCAUCGGGAUGGCGGGAGGGUCUGGACGGGGCAGUACUAGGAGUUGACAUGCUCAACGAGUAGUUGCCUGGGGUCUCGAGUGCCUGUAAAUUCUUUAUGAAACGAGCCACCUGCAUUAAACUUAUUUUUUUAAUGUCUUGA
Molecule: messenger RNA, 2563 nt
Organism: Eptesicus fuscus (big brown bat)
Lineage: Eukaryota; Metazoa; Chordata; Mammalia; Chiroptera; Vespertilionidae
Gene: TMEM250
Product: transmembrane protein 250
Exons: 3
Coding region: 492-968 (158 amino acids)
Source: RefSeq, a predicted model, not a curated record